AUGGACGCGGGAAACGUCUCGGGUUUGUCACCGUUUGUUCCUGGGGACACGUCCACGGUGUCUGCUAGGUGGAAAAAGUGGAAGCGAUCCUUCAACAUCUUCUUGGACGUACACAAUGUUACGAUUGCUGCUCGCCAAAAAUCGUACCUCCUACACUACGUGGGACCACAAGUUCAAGACGUCUUCUUCAGUCUACAAGGGAAUGAUGCACCGGCAGUUCCGGAGGGCUCGGACGUGUUCAAGGAGGCGGUCAAGCUUCUAGACGAAUACUUCCUCCCGAUGAAGUGCCUGCCGCUGGAACGGCACAAGUUCCGGAACCUGGAGCAGAACGAAGACGAGCCAAUCGAAGGAUUCGUUCUCCGGCUGCGCGAGCAGGGUAACCUCUGUGAAUAUGGUGACCAUCUGGAGGAAGAGAUCAAGGAACAGCUUUUUGAGAAGGGAGUAUCGGACGAUCUUCGGGCUACGAUCCUGAACAAGCCGCAGAUGACCCUGGCGGAAACGAUCGAAGCGGGGCGCUCGUUAGAGACCAUCGGAAAGCACCGAAAGACGACGAUGUUUAGCCCGCAACUGGAGGAGGUAUAUAAAGUCAGUAGAUCAAAAAACAACAUUAAAGGGAAGUGCUAUCGCUGUGGAAGAUCUGGCCACUUUGCCAACGACGAAUCCUGUCCUGCUCUGAACCGUAAGUGCGAGCGCUGCGGACAUGUUGGGCACUUUAAGAAGAGAUGUAACACGAAGCAGCGGAAGAAGGAGGGCAAGUGGCGGCGGCAGGUGAUGAGUGAUUCGUAUGACUCUGACGAUUCAAAGCAGCAAAGCGGAAGCGAUUCAGAGGAGGAAAAUGUGCAGUAUUUGUUUGCGAUGGAACCGGUCGAAGAAGCGAAAGCAGUUUGUACGGUUGGAGGUGUAAGUGUGAAGUGGGUGGUUGAUUCAGGUGCAGGCGUAAACGUCAUCGAUCGCCAAACCUGGGAACGCCUAAAGGAAAAGGAAGUGAGCGUCAGUCACCAGAGCACCGGGGUAAGAGCAACGUUGAAGACGUAUGCUGGACAAAAUGUAACUGUCGCGGGAAUGUUUUGUUCCCAAUUGGCCACUAAGAAGAAGACCGUACGUGCAGAGAUCUACGUGGUGGAAGAUGGAACGUGCUGUUUACUAGGCCGAAAAACAGCGGUGGCGCUCGGAAUUCUCAACAUCAGCGCAGAAGGCCAGAGGAGGAACGGAACCCGGACACGAACCGGAACAGCAAAGUUUUAA
Messenger RNA from Culex quinquefasciatus (southern house mosquito), 1245 nucleotides. RefSeq lists its product as uncharacterized. Bases 1 to 1245 code for a protein of 414 amino acids. The transcript has a single exon. The record is from RefSeq and is a predicted model, not a curated record. Gene Ontology annotation, molecular function: zinc ion binding; nucleic acid binding. Lineage: Eukaryota; Metazoa; Arthropoda; Insecta; Diptera; Culicidae.